AUGCAGAAGCUCCAAGGCCUUUUCCCGGAGUGGCGUCGCCUUCUGCAGACGGAGAACACCGCCCGCUCGGAACGCUUCAAGGAGUUGCACUCCGAGCUCGCAGGUGAGCUAGAGCAGCUGAGCCUGGACUUGGAUGAUAUACAUGCCACAAUCAGCAUGGUCGAAGGCAACCGUGGCACCUUCCAGAUCAGCGAUGCAGAGCUGGCAAGCCGCCGGCGCUUCGUGACGGAGUCGCGUCAAACACUCGAGCAACUUCAGAAGGACAUGCGCGGGCCACAGACGCGGGCAAAGCUGGAAAGCGACCAGAAGGCACUGCUUUCCAGUGCAGCCUCUAGCGCACGUGCCAGAGAGGAGCGACAAAGCCGAGCCGUGCAGGACAACCAGGCCUUCCUUGACAGGCAGAGACAGCAACAAGCUCAGCUCAUGGCAAGGCAAGACGAGGACCUGACCGAGCUGUCGCUGAGUGCGCAGAGGUUGGGCAACACAGCUCAGAUUCUGAAUGUUGAGCUCAAGGAGCAGCAGAAGCUUCUCGAGGAGCUGGACGAGGAUAUUGACAAAGAAGCCGAGAAACUGAACUUUGUCAUGAAGCGCAUGGGGAAGCUUCUCAAAACAAGCGACAGCAAGCAGCUUUGCCUGAUUAUCGGGCUCAGUUGUUUGGUCGCUUUCCUGCUUUUCCUUCUCAUCAACACCUGA
Messenger RNA from Symbiodinium sp. CCMP2456, 693 nucleotides. The record is from the annotation of a GenBank genome assembly. NCBI's taxonomy places the organism in Eukaryota, Dinophyceae, Suessiales, Symbiodiniaceae.